AUGCGGCUGUGCCGAAGCGUCGGUCAAAAAGAUGAGGUGGCACGGAUCGCAACCAUCAAUUUUACCGCGCAGCCUAACGGAGCGCAGCGAAUCGCCUUUUGCCGGCUUCGGGCAGACCUUGAGUUUGCGCACUGUCAUCAGCGGGACGUCAUGCGCUCGACACAUUGCUGCGACAGCGUUUCAUUUCAUUUGACCAUCGAGCGCGACAUCUUGGACGGGGGGUGGAAGCGCAAGAAGUCGGAAGUGAUUCGCGCUUCAUAUUCCGGCUCGUUCAAGCAUCGGGUUGCAGCAGAAGCAGCGGGAACAGCAAACAUGGCGUCUACAGCCGGCGGGCUGGCUAGGCAGCAACUUCGACAGUAUGUCGGCAGAGGCGGCAUUGUUGCGACACCUUCCUGCUCCUACUCGACGGUGGCAGCAUCACGCACCAUGGCCGCACCACUGCCGAAUCGAAAGCCUGUCAAAGCAGGCUCAAUCUCUGGUUUGAACAGGCAGAGAAGGUUCGGCACUUGCACACCCAAACUUAGCUCAUGGCCAGCCGGAGCUGUCGAAGCCGUGAAUGCCGACGACUCGCCCGCUGCUGCUUCUGCUGCUGCAAAGGGCAAAGGCAGGGCUCUGACCGCCAUCCCGUCUCCGCCUCGCAGCAAGACCAUCGCAGACCUCCAAGCGCUCAAGCAUCAUCCGGACGGCAGCGUCCCCAUCGUCUGUCUCACCGCCUACGAUUUUCCCACGGCUCUCUCGAUCCGAUCCGCUGACAUCGACCUGUGCUUGAUCGGCGACUCGCUCGCCAAUGUCGCUCUCGGCCACACCUCGACCCAACCGCUGUCGCUAGAAGCGAUGAUCCAUCACUGUCAAGCGGUCAAGCGUGGACUUGACGCACCCCUCUUCUCCACUGCGGCUCUGCUGGACGGUGUAGACCUGCCUCGGCCUCCGCUCGUGAUCGCAGAUAUGCCAUUCGGUGCGACUUUCGGCUCUCUCGAUUUUGGCGUCGCUGCAGUGGUGAGAUUGAUCCAGGAAUCAGGCGUAGACGGAGUCAAGAUCGAAGGGUCUUACGAGACCAUCCCUCUCAUCCAACGUCUCACCGACCACGGGAUCCCCGUCAUGGGCCACCUCGGUCUACAACCACAACGAGUCGGCUCCACCUCUGGCUAUCGUCUACAAGGCAGGACGGCGCAACAAGCCAAGGAGAUGCUCGACGCGGCUCUUGCGCUCGAACAGGCAGGAUGCUUUUCGCUCGUCCUCGAGUGCAUUCCAACGCGUGUCGGCGAGCAUAUCAGCAAGAAGCUCAGCAUCCCCACGAUCGGCAUUGGAGCAGGGAGCAAGACCGACGGACAGAUUUUGGUGAUGAACGACAUGAUCGGCGACUUGACCGGUGCAGGCCACGUGUUGGCGCAGCUCGCCGAGGUCGAUUCAGGAAAUGGAGGUGGCGCAGAGACCGCGGCGCUGCCGAAGAUGAGCGAGUUGACGCCACCAGCGCCGAAAUUCGUGAGGAAUUUCAGUCUACCCUUGGGAACUUCGAUUGGUGCGAUGAGAGUGGCUGCUGUACAGGCAUACACUGCGGCGGUGAGGGAGCGGAGGUUUCCUGAUGACGAUGUGGAAGGAUACAAGAUCAAGAGUGACGAAUGGAAGGCGUUUUUGCAGCUUGUCAAGGAAUAG
Molecule: messenger RNA, 1653 nt
Organism: Pseudozyma hubeiensis SY62
Lineage: Eukaryota; Fungi; Basidiomycota; Ustilaginomycetes; Ustilaginales; Ustilaginaceae
Product: likely ketopantoate hydroxymethyltransferase
Exons: 3
Coding region: 1-1653 (550 amino acids)
Biological process (GO): pantothenate biosynthetic process
Cellular component (GO): mitochondrion
Molecular function (GO): magnesium ion binding; 3-methyl-2-oxobutanoate hydroxymethyltransferase activity
Source: RefSeq, a predicted model, not a curated record